This is a messenger RNA of Brassica oleracea var. oleracea, 1326 nucleotides long. Its product is annotated as zinc finger protein CONSTANS-LIKE 4. The record is from RefSeq and is a predicted model, not a curated record. Gene Ontology annotation, cellular component: nucleus. Gene Ontology annotation, biological process: regulation of flower development; regulation of photoperiodism, flowering. Gene Ontology annotation, molecular function: protein binding; zinc ion binding. Lineage: Eukaryota; Viridiplantae; Streptophyta; Magnoliopsida; Brassicales; Brassicaceae. The transcript is spliced from 2 exons. Bases 69 to 1106 code for a protein of 345 amino acids.
GAGAGAGUAACAAAUACAGAGAGAGAAGCAGAGAGAGAGAAGAGAAGAGAAGAGAAGAGAAGAGAGAGAUGGCGUCAAAGCUCUGCGACUCGUGCAAAUCGGCGACGGCGGCGUUGUACUGCCGUCCAGACGCAGCGUUUCUAUGUCUCAGCUGCGACUCGAAGGUCCACGCGGCGAACAAGCUAGCGUCGAGACACGCCCGCGUGUGGAUGUGCGAAGUGUGCGAGCAAGCGCCAGCUCACGUCACGUGCAAGGCGGACGCGGCUGCUCUCUGCGUCACGUGCGACCGAGACAUCCAUUCGGCUAACCCUUUGGCUCGCCGUCACGAGCGCGUCCCCGUCACGCCUUUCUACGAUUCCGUCUCCGGCGCCGACGGCUCCGGCAAGAACACAGCCGUCAACUUCCUCAACGACUGUUACUUCACCGAUCUAGACGGAAAUGUAAGCCGUGAGGAGGAGGAGGAGGAGGCGGCGUCGUGGCUGCUUCCGAAUCCGAAGACGACGGCGCCGGCGGUACCGGGAGAUAGCCCGGAGAUGAACACGGGUCAAGGGUUCAUGUUCCCGGAUCUGGAUCUGGAUUACGGGACUGUUGAUCCGAAGUUGGAGUCUCGGGAGCAGAACAGCUCCGGCACCGACGGUGUGGUUCCGGUGGAGACUCGGAGGGUUGGAGUGCCGACGGUGAACGAGAACUGCUACGAGCUAGAUUUCACCGGAGGAUCCAAAGGCUUUACUACGUACGGACACAACUGCAUCAGCCACAGCGUAUCAUCAUCGUCGUUGGAAGUGGGAGUGGUGCCAGAUGGCGGCUCUGUGGCCGACGUUUCGUACCCUUACGGUGGUCCUGCAACCAGUGGAACCGAUCCCGGAACUCAGCGAGCUGUUCCACUAACGUCAGCGGAGAGAGAGGCGAGAGUGAUGAGGUACAGAGAGAAGAGGAAGAACAGGAAGUUUGAGAAGACGAUAAGGUAUGCUUCGAGGAAAGCUUAUGCGGAGAUGAGGCCAAGGAUCAAGGGACGGUUUGCUAAGAGGACGGAUACGAGUAAGAGCAAUGACGUUGUUGGUCAUGGCGGUAUGUUUAGCGGGUUUGGACUUGUACCUACAUUUUAGAGAUUGCGAGAGAGAGAAUCUAAAAUGGUGUUUGGUGUUGUUUUAGUAAUAAGGUUUUAACAAACUUUUUUCUUAAGAGUUGUUUGUUCUUAUUGUUCAGUUCUUAGUACUUGUUAUGGGAGGGAGCGAGGAAGAGAAGAGAGUGGAUGUGUUUAUAUGUAACUUGUGUUGUAUAUGUCAUGUGAUUUUGAACAAGUUUUUGCUUAUGUAUUGUUUUAUA